Magallana angulata is the source of this 3457-nucleotide messenger RNA. RefSeq names its product rho GTPase-activating protein 24-like. The transcript has 6 exons. NCBI's taxonomy places the organism in Eukaryota, Metazoa, Mollusca, Bivalvia, Ostreida, Ostreidae. The coding region runs from base 451 to 2190 and encodes 579 amino acids. Gene Ontology annotation, molecular function: GTPase activator activity. Gene Ontology annotation, biological process: signal transduction; activation of GTPase activity. The record is from RefSeq and is a predicted model, not a curated record.
CACACAGGAAGUGUCAAAGGAUCAAGAGGGGAUUGUAAUUAUAAUGUCAAGACACCGACAACCAGCAUUGUAAAAGUACGACGUCGGUAUCUAUUAAGUUGAAAAUUAUGUAUAUUUAGCAAUGCAUUAAAUGCAACUUAUUGAUUUUGCAGGCAUUAUGCAAAUUGCUUGUUAAAUUCUGUUAUUUUUGUUUCAACUUCCGUGUUCAAAAUAUCCUGUUCGAAAUGGGAGCACAAGGAUGACUCGAAGUGUCGUACUAGUAGAUAUGUUGAUGUCACAUAUACUGUAAAGAUCAUUUGUCAGCAGUUAAUAGACACCUUUACUUCUUUAAAGAUGAUUUUUACUAAGGAAUACUGUGAAAUCGAGUCCGAAGGAAAAUAUUGUUUUAAGGAUAGAACAUUUUAAAAACUAGUUCCACCCUCCAGCGUCCUGUACAUUAAAGAAGAAAACAUGAAUGCUGCCCAAAGACAGCGUAUUAUACGAAGUGGAUGGCUGAAAAAGCAAGGAGGAAUGGUGAGGACAUGGCAUCGACGAUGGUUUUGCCUAAACAAUGAUUUCCUCUUUUACUUUGCUAAAGAGGAUGAUUCAAAGCCCUUGGGAUGUAUAUUUCUUCCGGGAAACAGGGUGUGUGAAGUUCCAUUUAACCCAGAGGAUCCUGAUAAAUGUCUUUUAGAGAUAAGCGCAGACUUGUCUUUGAUGGAAGACCCAGGCAAAGGACAGACCAGAGUAACGUCCAAUCAUGAAACCUACCUCUUGUGGGCAGCCAAUGAUGAGGAGCGACAGAAAUGGAUUAAAAACAUUAGAAAAGUCAUGUACUCCUCAUUUGGAGGUGCAAUAUUUGGACAAAGUUUGGAGGAGACAAUGGCUUUUGAGCAUAAACUUAACAGAAGAUUGCCAUACAUUAUGGAACAGUGUGUUCAUUUCUUGACUAAAAAUGGACUGGAUGUGGAGGGCAUUUUCAGAUUACCAGGUCGCAACCUAUUGAUCAAAGAGCUAAAAGAACGCUUUGACUCUGCUGAACGUGUGGUAUUUGACAUUGAGGAAGUGGAUGUACAUACUGUAGCUUCCCUGUUAAAAUUGUAUCUCAGAGAGCUCCCUCAGUCAGUGAUACCUGCAGAAUAUUAUCAGAAGUUCAUGAACAUUGCCCUAAGAUAUCAGAGUGCACAGACACCCGAGGACAAGCAGAAAGCCAUAUUUGAUUUGCGAGAAUCUUUACCAGAUAUCCCCACAGACAACUUUCAUAUUUUGUCCUUUUUGUGCAAAUUCUUGGCUCUAGUCAGUAGAAACUCGGAAGUUAACAAAAUGACCGUUCUGAACAUUGCUACUGUGUUUGGACCAAAUAUCAUUCGUAAUGUCUCGGAGGCAGACAGUGCAGAGUUGCUAAUGGCAACUGCAGAUAUUACCCAGCAGCUGGUGUUUAUGAUGAUUGAAUAUGAAAAAGACGUAUUUGUGGAAAAGCAGGUGGAUACCACUCCAGUAGGUAAUCUUUUGGACCUAGAACCUGAAGACAAUACAUGUGUUCUAAAGCCAACCUCACUCAAUCUAAUGGACUGUAUUAACAAGGAACUGUUUGGUUCAGAAAUCCCUGCAUCUGAAUUUGAAGAACUUCUUGCUUUGCAACAGUUAUCACUUGAUGGGGUGUCUCCUAUUGCUGAAAAUAAACCUGUAGCUCCUGUUAGGAGAAAGAAGAUGGCAAACAGACGUGGGGAAAAUAGAAAAGUGGUUAUGUCUGGUACAGAAGAGGAACUUGAAACCCAUUUUCCUGUUGGUCCGGAAUCUCCAGAUUCUGAAAACCAAGACUCAGAAUUAGCGGAAUCUAGUGAUAACCUAUAUAAUGGUCAGACAGCGGUAGAACUAGACAUUCAUAGUAAAUGCGAGCAACUCGAACAGCAAAAUAAAACUCUGCAAGAACGUGGAGUUCAACAAGAAGUGAAGAUAAACGAGAUGCGGAUGAAAAUAGCUCGAUUGGAGAGAUACAUGAAAGAACUAACAAGGAGUAAUUCUGUCAUCGUACAACGAUAUGAGGCCAGAAUAUCAACAAUGGACAAUGCUCAUAAAAAUGCGAUAAAAACCCUUCAAGACAAACUGAAAGCUGAGAAGAAGUCGACGGAUGAAGCAGUGAAGCGUGUCAUGAUUCUACAAACACAGCUUCAGCAUUAUCAUCUUAAAUAUGGUGAACUUCCAGAAUAAUCUAUGGAUUGUUACAUGGCUUGAUACUUAUGUUUAUAUAGUUAUUAUUUAAUGUCAUAAGCUGUAGCAGUAGUGUUAACUUUAUUUGUUCCCAUUUAAGGGAAUUAGAGGGAACAAAUAAAGAGCAAGAGAUUACAAAAUGGAUCUAUGAAUUACCAAGUUUGACACUCAAACUUCAUGCAUUCUUCACUUUAAGAUUAUUUUGGUACAUUCCAGUUGAAGUCUUUGAAUUGUUACCAGAUCAACUUUUCAUUGUGAUUUGGGGUAGAGUUAUGUUGUUAAAAACAAUAUUCUAAUUCUUUCGAAAUUCAAAUACAGUGCAUAUUCUUUUUUCUUCAAAGUUUUAUAAGUAUGUUGAUAUUUAUUUCAAUGUUUUAUGACCAGAUUAAACAACUGUUUUGAUAUCAAAGAUUAAUUCUUUGCAGAAUCAAUGGUCUUGCUAUGGUAAUGUACACUUUAUCUCACAUAGUACACUAUGCAUGUAUGGUUUUUUUAAAGGUCUAUUUUUAUUUCUUUUUCUACACACUUUUCAUGUUAUGUUGUAAAGACACAUUAAAUCUGUUUUAUGCAAUGUGAAAAUUGAAAAUGGCAUUACAACAUCAAUUGCAUAUGAAAGUCACCUCAUGAUAACAAAUUUUGAAAGUGAUAAAUGUACUAUAUAAUUACAUACGAUAAUGAGUGUGCAAAACAGAUGAAAGAAUGAGCUUACCUAUAAAUAGAACUGUGUAAUUGAAAUUUCUUUUUACAAGAAAGUGGAUGUAAAAAUUUGUACAUUGUCAUGUAUAUUUAGGACUGUUUAUAUUUACAGUACUGUAGUCAUACAAUCAUCAUUUAUAAUUCAAUAUUUACAUAAUUCUAAUAAGAAGUGUCUUGUUUUUGAAUUGUUUUAAUACAAAAUAUGUACUAUUUGAUAUUACAGUGUUUGGAAUGUACUUUUCUUUACUAAUGGACAUAAUUAUUUCUAUGUGCAAUGACUUUCAACUAAAUCUGUUCAUGUUUUUUUCUACUAUAUUGCUCAACUGAACAUGUGUUUGUUUUUUGCCGGGCUUGCUUGAGUGUUUUUUUUUUUUAGGGAUUCUUUUCUCCCUAUUACUUUUGUUGAGGUUUUGUACAUAAAAAUUUGAUUGGUGAGACCUCAAUUUACGGCUUUUCCUUCAUCCGUGCAACAUUCCAAUGGUCACAUAGAGAGUAAUCUGUACAGAUGGUUAUAACUAUACAUGUCUCAUACACUGGUGCAAUCAUGAGUAAAUGAAUAUUAAACAAAAAA